CUGUCGGGAAAAAGGUUGUUUAAGAACUAGAUUUGUUGUUUAUGUGAUAUAUUCUAACAUCAACCAUCGCAUAAGAAACCCAUGGGCUACAAACGUUCUCCCACCGCCAUGAUCAUCCCCGGAAAGGCCGAGCCGGAGAAGCUCUCCGGCUGGACUGCUGAACUCGAAAAACGCAACCUAGAGACGGUGAAAACAGUGUACAAGGCGCUGCGCGAUGGCCAAGCGGAGAAGCUAGUGAAGGUGGUGAGGUCAGAGUUGGAAUGGUGGUACCAUGGACCUCCUCAUUGCGAGCACAUGAGGAGACUGUUGACCAGCGAGUCAACGACGAAAGCCUUCAGGUUUCGACCUCGGAGGAUCAGGGCCGUCGGAGACCGUGUGAUGGUGGAAGGGUGGGAGGGGGCGGGAGAGUAUUGGGUGCACGUCUGGACAGUCAGCCACGGGAUCAUUGCUCAGCUGCGCGAGUACUUCAACACCUUCAUCACGGUGGUGCUUCGAGUUUCCGAGGAUGGUGACGAGGCUCGGUUGUGGCGGAGCUCCGACCGGGUCCGCGUUCGGGUUCAUGGGUCGUUACCGGAUCUUGUGCUUUCGGUUUAAAUCAUGUUGUUUUAACUCCUUCACCACCCUCGUGUUGCGCUCCAUAUAUUCUUCUUUGCAUUCUUCUGUGCCAGCUCUAAAAUACUAAUUAAUUCAAGAUUAUGGAUUAAAUUCCCUAUAACCUCACUCUAAUUGAAUGGUAGAUUAACAAUGGAAGAUGAAUGUGAGAGAGGGAUUCUC
Vigna radiata var. radiata (mung bean) is the source of this 774-nucleotide messenger RNA. Its product is annotated as wound-induced protein 1-like. The coding region runs from base 82 to 594 and encodes 170 amino acids. Lineage: Eukaryota; Viridiplantae; Streptophyta; Magnoliopsida; Fabales; Fabaceae. The transcript has a single exon. The record is from RefSeq and is a predicted model, not a curated record.